Seminavis robusta is the source of this 504-nucleotide messenger RNA. The record is from the annotation of a GenBank genome assembly. NCBI's taxonomy places the organism in Eukaryota, Bacillariophyta, Bacillariophyceae, Naviculales, Naviculaceae.
AUGGUGGAGCACAUAUUUGAGGAAACCAAGGCGCACAUGCAGGAGAUUCAUGAAGAAGACUGCGAUGAUUGGUGGGUCUAUCACAAUGCUUUGUCGCUCAUGACUGCCACGACGACAAGGGCAUGGGUGGAGGAGAAGGGCUAUCUCAAGCAUUGGAUCUUGCCGGAGUGUGGUCUCAAUGCACACACUCCCAAGCACAAGCGGUACUAUUCCCAAGCACCAGUGGGUAACUCGCCGGAGCUCAUGCCAUGGGACUGCAGUUUGAACAAGGAUUUCGACUAUGCCAUUGACUAUCGCGUGCUGCAGACUCACAGGUUGCCAGAGGAUCACGAGCUCAAGUUCUCUUACACUACUCCAUCCCAUGGCUCUUAUUGCUUGAGACGUGUCUACGAGUUCAACCCAAGGAGUGAACGAAUCGCCCAUGAUGUCAACCAGUCCCUCCAACACCUUGUUGAUAUUAUGGAGUGGGAAGGAUGUGGACAUCGUUCAGGAGAUUGGGAAUAG